Podarcis lilfordi (Lilford's wall lizard) is the source of this 31164-nucleotide messenger RNA. Lineage: Eukaryota; Metazoa; Chordata; Lepidosauria; Squamata; Lacertidae. The record is from the annotation of a GenBank genome assembly.
UGAGAAUUGUGUGUUUGUCCAUAUUAGGGCUGCUGAGAAAUUGCACUUUUUUUUCUGCCGUGCAUGGUUAUUCGGAGCGGCAAAGAAAUGGAUUUCCAGAUGGUGAACAACAGAACAAGUAAGUGCGCAGAUAUCAUUAGCAGAUUAUUAUUUUUUUAAAAAAGAAAUCUAGCUGUUCAAGACGUCUAAAAAUAGUAAUCUGUUUUGCGGAUGACUUUGUCAGGGCGAGACAGUCUGGGACACGGUUUCCGUUUUGUACUGGUACAUUUUAAAAAGCGAAAGAGAAGUCAGUCAAAGUGUUUGGGUGACGGUUGUGAGGUUCAGAACAUUUGGGGUCAGAAUCCUCAAUGGAAGACAAGAGCAACAAGCACAGAUUGGUCUCUUGUCUGCUGUUUCCUCAUCCCUGAUGUUUGUUUUCUUCAAAAGCCACAUGCUGCUUUAUAUAUGAUGAGAAGCUAUGGUGUUGUUGUUUUUAAACUGUCAGAAAAGAAAUUAAAUCUUAAAAGCUUCCUUCUUUCUUUCCUGCUAAGAAGGGGUGGCGAUGUGUUUAAAAAGCAACAACCCCAAAGGGAACAAUAUAAGGUUUUUUUUUACUAAUUUUUACUAAUUUAUUAGGUAACUAAUUUUUAUCAGGCAUAUAGGAGCUCAGUCUUUUAUCUGAAAUGUUUCAUGUGAGCUUUCUUGAAAUAAAUAUUUCUGCUGUUAAUUUUCAACAGUUUAAACCGAAACUUUUCUAAGAAAUCUUUGGUGGUUUCUCAUUGCUUCUUCUUCAGUUGCUGUACAGAUGUAAAGACAGACUUCACAGAGCUGAUUCAGAUUUCACAUUUCUUUUCGUUGUAUUCAGAUGCAGACACAAAUCUAAAAAUGCAACAUGAGAAUGGGUCCUGUGAUGUUCUUCCAGGUCUGUAGAGUCUUCAUACUUUUGGUCUAUCCCACAGGGUUUCUCAAACUUGGGUCCCCAGAUGUUGUUGGACUACAACUCCCAACAUCCCUAGCUAGCAGGACUUGUGGUCAGGGAUGAUGGGAGUUGUGGUCCAACAACUUAGGGACUCAAGUUUGAGAAACACUGGACAUUUGUCUAGGAAAUCUCUAUGACAUGGGUUGCUAAUGGGGCAACUUCCAGAUGUGAUUGGAUCGUAACUACCACCUUCCCUGACCAUUGACUGUGCUUGGUGGGGCUGAUGGGAGUUGCAGUUCAACAGCUUUUGGAGGGUACUGUAUUGGUUAUCUGGACUGUGGAUGAUCUGCCGCUGAUUCCAUGCUAUGGACUUCCAUCCAGUAAACACUUAUUUGAACCCAAAUUCUCCUCUGCCUCCUUCUCAGGGAUAAACAUAUACAGUAUUGUCUUUCUGUACUUUCUUUAGUAGGAGAUGCUUAGUUUAAUCAAUCAAUCAAUCAAUCAAUCAAUCAACCAACCAAUCAAUCAUUAUGCAAUCCAGGACCUUUGGCUAAUGACAGUCAUUUCAGUGGCUUGGAUUCUUUCUUUCUUUCUUUCUUUCUUUCUUUCUUUCUUUCUUUCUUUCUUUCUUUCUUUCUUUCAGAUUUUCUUGUGUUACAAACCAGACAGACUUCCAGCUGAUGGGAGUCUCUCUAAAUGGAGAUCUGUUCGAGUGAUGCUUCGCCCAGCAGAAUGGGGCAGGGGAGAUGACAUUCAUUGAUCCCUUCUCCCCCCCCGGGGGUGCCAACUUGAAUAAAAUAUUGGGGGGGGGGCAGGUAAGCCCGGCCCUGCACAAUUGAUCACAUGACACAAUGCACCACACCAUUUGAAUGGCAAAGUCUAUCAAUUUGGGCGGGCCAUCCCUCUUCAAAUAUUUUAGGGGGGGCCGAUGGGACCUCGACCCCUAGGAGUUGACUCUUAUGCUCCCCCCAUAGCCUCUUGUGCCCUCCCACAUACUCCAGAGGGCAGGUAGAUUUAGGGGACCCCCUGGAACAGUAUGAGACAUGGUUCGGGGGAAGGGGGUAUCUGUGAAAAUUGCACCCCUCCCUUAAGCAGGCAGGAUCCUCAGUCAGAGCUCUGAAGGGAGGAGCCCUUUCAUUCAUAACUGCCUCAUUAGGAUCCAAGCCAUAAUUUUCCAAUGUCAGGACUCUGGCUACCACCUCCUGUUUCUUAUUAGGGUGCUCCCCAGUGUGGAGUAGUGGUUAAGAGCGGUGGUCUUGUAAUCUGGUGAACUGUGUUCGAUUCCCCGCUCCUCCACAUGCAGCUGCUGGGUGACCUUGGGCUAGUCACACUUCUCUGAAGUCUCUCAGCCCCACUCACCUCAAAGAGUGUUUGUUGUGGGGGAGGAAGGGAAAGGAGAAUGUUAGCCGCUUUGAGACUUCUUCGGGUAGUGAUAAAGCGGGAUAUCAAAUCCAAACUCCUCCUCCUCCUCCUCCACGUCGUCGUCGUCUUCUUCUUCUUCUUCUUCUUCUUCUUCUUCUUCUCCUGUCUCCUACUGAGCUCCCAGGCCAGUAACCCAAUCUCUUCAGCUAUGGCUGUUGAGGAUCUGCACACAGAGACAAUUCUUCACUGCCAACAAAGGGACACCCACUGCCUCACCAUUUCUCCUUUUAAGAUUUUCCCAGUGAAAAUAUGUAACUUUCCAAAAGCACCAGCAGAACAUUCAAAGAUGCUAUAAAUAUGAAAAGGAAGAAUGACAUGGGAAUAUGAAGCUCUGCGGAAGGCAUGCAACUGCAAAUAGCUAAUUGUCCAGGGAUAUAAUUUGACACUUUUCUUCUCUCUUUCUCUCUAUCUUUCCACUCCCACACCCCUCGCCCUUAUCAAAUUUUUGCAAGUGGUUAGAAGGAAAAGAUUAUAUCUCUGAAAUUACUUCACAGUCAUUUUGCAUGAGUGGGAAAAGAAAAAAAAGUCGCUUUACAACUCAUGCUUUCAUUUGAGGUAUUAAAUGUACCAAAAUGGAUUCUGGGCAAAAAGAGAACAGAUUUACAUUUUCAGCACAGUAUAUUUUAAUGACAAAGCCACAUUGUAGAAUGUGCCAUAAAACACACUAGGAGAAAAACGGGGGAUUAACACGUAGAAUGUAGAUUUCUAUUUGUAGCAGGUGCAAUUUUGCCCCUUCAGAUGAUUGUAUGCAAAUAUCUUUGUAGGCACUUGUGUUUUGCAGGUAAAACUGAGUCAUUAACUGUGUAAAUGAUCUAUUUUUCUCCCCCAUGCAGAAAAUUUCAGCAAAAAUCAAAUGCACUAAAACAAAUAUCAGAUGUUUCACGUUUUGUUUUGUUUUCUCUCUGGAGUUGAGUUCUGCUAAAUUAAUUUUAAAUAGCAUUGGAGAAAUGUUGGAAGGUAUGAGGUUAUACCUAUAUAACCAGCCAAUGCAGUAUACACAUAUCUUGGGUAAAACCUUCAUACCCAAAGCUGAAGAGUGAGUGUGACAAGGUGCCACAGACCCACACUAAAAAAGAGAAUAAGGGAAGGAGAGGCUAUACCUGACCUGGUGAAGCACUAAGUGCAGCACAAAGUUAGGCCAUGGAAAUACAGUCUCUCACAGGACUGUGAGAGGCAAAGGGAGGCAAUUGUGUCAGGCAGCAAGCUCUGAUAGAGAUCUUCCCUCACCCCUUCUUCUCUGGCGGGGAAGAUUGUGUACAGUGUAGCAAGGGAGCGCUGUAUUUUGCUAUUGAGCAGAACAGUGCCAUAGAAUUUGCGAAACAAAAGCUGGCUACUGGGAUUCACCCUGGUGUUCUCUAAGCACACAAAGAGCAAAAGAAUAGGUGAGACCACAGAACAGGUGGAAAGGAUGAUUUCAUCCUAUGUACCCUCCUGGAGAGAGGGACACGGGUGGUGCUGUGGUCUAAACCACUGAGCUUAGGGCUUGCCGAUCGGAAGGUCGGCGGUUUGAAUCCCCACGACGGGGGGAGCUCCCAUUGCAUGGUCCCUGCUCCUGCCCACCUAGCAGUUUGAAAGCAUGUCAAAGUGCAAGUAGAUAAAUAGGUACUGCUCCGGCGGGAAGGUAAAUGGCGCUUCCGUGCGCUGCUCUGGUUUGCCAGAAACGGCUUAGUCAUGCUGGCUACAUGACCCAGAAAAACUGUCUGCAGACAAACGUCAGCUCCCUUGGCCUAUAGAGCGAGAUGAGCGUCGCAACCCCAGAGUCGUCCACGACUGGACCUAACGGUCAGGGGUACCUUUACCUUUGGUCUCCUAGAGUCACUAACUCUUUGCUCCCCAUAGUACUCUUGUGUGCAUUUUUACUAUGCAUCACCUUCCAGGGUUCCAAAUUGAGCAACAGGUGGGACAAGUUUAGUGCACUGGUUCCUGCUCUCCCUUCACUCUGAUCUCAUCACAUGGAGGCAUUUGUUGUUGUUUAGUCAUUUAGUCGUGUCCGACUCUUCGUGACCCCAUGGACCAGAGCACGCCAGGCACUCCUGUCUUCCACUGCCUCCCGCAGUUUGGUCAAACUCAUGCUGGUAGCUUCGAGAACACUGUCAAACCAUCUCAUCCUCUGUCGUCCACUUCCCUUUGUGCCCUCCAUCUUUCCCAACAUCAGGGACUUUUCCAGGGAGUCUUCUCUUCUCAUGAGAUGGCCAAAGUAUUGGAGCCUCGGCUUCAGGAUCUGUCCUUCCCGUGAGCACUCAGGGCUGAUUUCCUUCAGAAUGGAUCGGUUUGAUCUUCUUGCAGUCCAUGGGACUCUCAAGAGUCUCCUCCAGCACCAUAAUUCAAAAGCGUCAAUUCUUCGGUGAUCAGCCUUCUUCCAUACAUCUCACUUCCAUACAUCACUACUGGGAAAAUCAUAGCUUUAACUAUACGGACCUUUGUUGGCAAGGUGAUGUCUCUGCUUUUUAAGAUGCUAUGGAGGCAUUAGGAUGCCUGAAAAGGGCUUGCGUGAGUCUGCCAAUCAAGCAUAGACCAGAACACUGGCACCAACUCCAGGGGGCCCUGGGGAGCCGGUCAACCACAAUUUUGUUGUGCGUGCCUGACCUCUGUACCCCACCAGUACCACUGUUUGGCCUUCACCCCCAGGCUGCUGCUACUGCCUUACCUCUGGCGCUUAGGCAGUGGCUGGUCUGGGAUGUGCCACUGAUGCGGGGCCUAUAUGGGGCCCACUGCAGCCAUGGACAGAGGCCCCAGGCACCACUGUGGUGUCGGAGCACACAUGCCACUCUGUGGCGCACACCCUGAGAGCCCACAGUGUGGUGCCCAAGUUGGCGCAGCUGUGGCGGAGAGACAGGGGAUGUUUGUGUGUCAAAAGAAGGGGAAUGGAGGGCAAUUUACACAAGGAGGUUUACAAGCUGAAGAUACUGCAAAACAGGCAGCAAAGAUCACACACGUAAUAACAAUCUGAUCCAAUACAGCGAUGGGGCAUUGCAGUUUUAAAUUGGGUAUGACUAUUUUAGCAAGCUUACUUAUCCUUUGUAUUGACCUUUUUUAUUCCUCAUUUCCAGACAAACAGAUCAGUACUGGACCUGACCCACUGAGACAAAAGCGUCUUUCUAGCUUCCAGGGAGAAAGUGAAGAGAGAGAGAAAGAUUCUACCAUUGAGAGCUUUGUGACCAAUUUUUCAAAUAUCUUUGAGUCAGGUAGGAUUAAUAUAUUCGUGUGUGUGUGUGUGUGUGUGUGUGUGUGUGUGUGUGUGUGUAGGGGAGAGAGGUGGAAAUUUAAGAUCUACAUGUACAGUUUCUGAAUCACCCCAUUGUGAAUCCUUCAAGACCUGCUUCUCAGGAUGUCUGCAGAAUCUUGAAGCGGGGUAUUGUUUAGGGGUCAUUGUUGUGGUCCAUAUUUAAUUUUGGAGAUGCUAGUUUUGCCGUUACUCGUGUUAUUUUUGUAUACCAAUUUUAAAAUCUUAUUACAGCAUGUGGGGAUUGUUUAAAUUUGUUGUGUAUGUUUCGAUAAGUUUUUAUUUAUCACUUGUGACCACUGUUCUCAUAUUUUUGAAAUUAUGUACAUCUUUGCAUAUUGUAUGGGACGCGGGUGGCGCUGUGGGUAAAAGCCUCAGCGCCUAGGGCUUGCCGAUCAAAAGGUCAGCAGUUCGAAUCCCCGCGGCGGGGUGCGCUCCCGUUGCUCGGUCCCAGCGCCUGCCAACCUAGCAGUUCGAAAGCACCCCGGGGUGCAAGUAGAUAAAUAGGGACCGCUUACUGGCGGGAAGGUAAACGGCGUUUCUGUGUGCUGCGCUGGCUCGCCAGAUGCGGCUUUGUCAUGCUGGCCACGUGACCCAGAAGUGUCUCCGGACAGCGCUGGCCCCCGGCCUCUUGAGUGAGAUGGGCGCACAACCCUAGAGUCUGUCAAGACUGGCCUGUAUGGGCAGGGGUACCUUUACCUUUUUUUGCAUAUUGUAAGCCACCUGGAGCAUGGUUGGAACUAUGGAAAGGUGGCAUGCAAAGAAGCAAUGCUGAUGUUGAAGCUGGAGACUCUCCCCCUGCACUUUUUACAGCAGGGGUAGGGAACCUGUGGUCCUCUGAAAGUUGAGGCUGGUGGCCAAUAGCUGGAGAUAAAGUCCAGUUGUCCUACAAUAUCUGGAGAGUCACAGUUUCCCCAUCACUGUUUAACAGUCAUUAUGUGUUCCUUCCAUUCAUCUCAAGGUCCUGUUGUGUGGUGCACAUGGAGUCCUACUUGCUGGGACUGGGGCAGGGGAUGGAUGGAAGGACCAUGGGUUAAAAUGGUUGGGAGAAGCUUGACCCCAUUUUUCUAUCCAGUUGUAGAUUUAAAUGUGCAACCUCGUGCAAAUCAGCCUUUGCCCCAAGUCUCCUCCUGAAUCCUACACAUCAUUAAACAGAAUUUCUCUCCUCCAACUCCCAGAUCUUUUGCCUAAUCAGAAUGGCGAGGAACUGACAGAACGUUUCCUGCAUGAAGUUGUGGGUAUUCUCCUGAGUUACAUCAAAAAGACCUACGAUGGAAAGACGAAAGUGCUGGAUUUCCACCACCCUCACCAGCUUCUGGAAGGGUUGGAAGGCUUCAGCGUGGAACUUUCGGAUCAGCCAGAACCUCUGGAACAAAUACUUGUUGACUGUAGGGAUACCUUGAAAUAUGGAGUCAAAACUGGUAACUGCUCGUUGUGUUUAUACAGCAUUGUUUCAGUGGCUAGCAGCCAUGUGGACUUUGGGUUCACAGAGAGCAUGUGUCUGAAUGGCAGGAGCUGGGAGUCAACCACAGGAAAGGGAUAUUGCCUCCUUGCCCAACUUGUGGGCUUCCCAGAGACAUGUGGCCAACCAACAUGGGAAACAGGAUGGCGGACCACCUUGAUCUGUUCAUGCUGCCCUAGCAUGCGCCUUCCUAUUGCAGUCUGGUGGCUUACAAACUUUCUGUCUUCAGGGUAGACAUAGGGCCCGAUCAUACAUACAUUCAUCUGGCCAUUGGUCUUGUUUAUGUGCUGCAGGAAUGAGUGCAUUCAGCACCAUCCUACCUGCACAUAGUAUAAUAAGUGACCCAAGAGCUUUAGACAUAUGCCGAAUUCUUGUGCUCUUCUUUCUCCCUCCUCACUUUUAUGGAAGAGCCAUAUGGUUGCACACGUCACAAUCUCCAAGUGGUGAGACUUCAGGGGGUUCCAACGCUUACUCAGAGUUUGGUUUUCUUGGAGUGAAGGUCAUUGAGGACUACGGUGUCUUGAGGAAACUAAGUAGAUGUUCAUUUCUGUUUGCGUGUGUGUUUAAUGAAUUAUCCACAUAAGCCAAGAGCUUUCUUCUACCACAGUUGCUACUGUACCUCCCUGUACAAACACCCCCCCAUGGCUCUACUUAACUAUGUAGAAACCCCUCAAGGCUGGUAUCUAGGGAUUUCUUCCUUCUUCACAAUAUAUUUUAACUGCCACUAAUUUGUACCACUAAUUUAGGGUUGCCAUAUGUCUGGGAUUUCCUGGACAUAGCCAGAAUACGGCAGUUGGAAAUCACUGAAAUGUCAAGGAAAAUCCAUGUCGGAAGUCUAGAUUUUGGUGAAUUUCCUUAAAAAUAGCUCAAAACCUCCAUUUUUUUCCUCUUUCGCUUUUUGAAAUAUGGCAACCCUAACAAAUUGGAAACUUUGCUGAUGAAGCGAAGCGCCUCUAAUAUUUCUUCAAAAGGCAUGACCUGUUUUAUCUUCAAUUUAUCCACAUUUCAGGGCAUCCUCGUUACUUCAACCAACUUUCCAGUGGCCUUGACAUUGUAGGACUUGCUGGGGAAUGGCUGACGGCUACAGCAAAUACAAACAUGUAUGUACUGUAGAUGGCCAUUUUUAUACAAGAUUAAUCUGAAUUAAGAAGCAACAGUGAAACCAAAUUCCUUUUUUAUUAUUGCUCUUCAAGAAUGCGAAGGUUGUAUGAGAUCCAGCAAACAGAGACUAAAUACAUUUAUGAAACGCAUUGGGAAGACAGGUUUAUUGGACUCAGAGGGAUGGAAAAACUAGAAAGAAAAAAGGAGUUAAGGAGUCCAGUUUCUACUGAAAUAACAAAAGCUUCAGUUUAGGGCCAAAUGAUAUGAUUAAAAAGAAACAUGUUUAGCACCUGUCACAUUUCCUCCUUAACAUGCAUCUCUCUGUGUUGGGAUCCUGAUCUGGACUGGGACUGCAGCAUAAGAGGAGAGUGAGCGAGCUCCUCACUCCAUAUCAUCUUUUAAAAACAAAAACCGCUACUCCUUGAGCUAUUGCUUUGAAAACACUAUUUGCAGCAAGUAGUAUCUUCCGGGACAAAUAGCAAAUUGCCAUGAGGACAAUAACAAUGGUAAUCUGAGCCUAUUAUUGUAGGCAAGAUUCAGACAAAGUUAAGCAUGUUUAAGUCUCACUUGAAGAACCCUUUAAAUCAAAAGUGGAUAGCCUGUGGCCUGCAAGAUGUACACGGACUCAUCUCAGUGGUCCCAGGCAGAAGGUCUUGGGUUCAAUCCAGGCACCUCCUGGUAUGGCUGGGAGAGACUCCUGUCUGAAAUCCUGAAGAGCCACAGCCAGCCAGCAAGAGAAAAUACUGAGCUAGAUAGAGGUAAAAGGUAAAGGUAAAGGACCCCUGGAUGGUUAAGUCCAGUCAAAGGUGACUAUAGGGUUAUGGCGCUCAUCUCACUUUCAGGCCAAGGGAUUGUCCACAGACAGCUUUCCAAUCAUGUGGCCAGCAUGACUAAACUGCUUCUGGCACAACAGGACACUGUGAUGAGUGCCAGAGCUCAUAGAAACACCAUUUACCUUUCCGCCCCAGCGGUACCUAUUUAUCUCUUUGCACUAGUGUGCUUUCGAACUGCUAGGUUGGCAGGAGUUGGGACAGAGCAAUGGGAGCUCACUGGUCUAAACCACUGAGCCUCUUGGGCUUGCUGACUGGAAGCUAAAUAGACCAAUGGUCUGAUCUGAGUCAGUAUGAGGCAGCUUCCAUGACUCCUGCUUCCAUCAGUCCCAGCCAGAAUGGCCAACUGUCAGAGACGAUGGCAGUUGUAGACCAGCUGCAUCUUGGAGGACCACAUGUUCCUGCUAUAAAUUUACAAAGUUUGUCCAACUGCCUUAAUAAAAGUCCACUGAGAAUUGAAAAUAAUGAUCCUUAGUUUUGGCUGGAUCAUGCUUAAUUAUAAAUAGCAACUAUUUACAGAAGACAUAUGCAAACUUGUCAUAAUUCUUUAUAGAGGGCCUUUCCCUCAUUUGCCUGCAAGAAUAACACAAUGAAUUCUGAUGUUCAUUGCACUUUUACAAGAUUUUUUAAAAUAACAACUAUCCCAUCAAUUUUCCUGCAUAGCAGGUGAAAUAUAUAAAUUUUCAGAGUUUUGGUGGGUUUUGCUGUAAGCAAAUUUGAGUGCUUAAAUGAUACAUCUUGAGAGGUCAACAGUGCUGAAUCUUUACCCUCCAUACUUUAAUUACAUCUGUGAUACUAUGAACAGCAGAAAUAGUCUCCAUAGUGACAUUUUAACAAAGUGGGCAUUGUGUAAGAACUCUUCAAAAGAUGAAGUUGGAAGGAGUCUGAGAAAUGUCAAUGAAAAUACUGUUGAUAACUUCAGAUAUAAACAGAAUAAUGUCCAUGCCAAGUUCUUAUGGAAAACUUCAGCAAAUUUAAUCGUUUUCCUCUGCUGUCUUAAAUAUUAUGUAAUGAGCUUGGAACAAAGAUAGCUUAUUGACUAAAUUUGGACUGCAGGACUGCAUCAAAGGCUUCAAAAGCUUUCCAAAAAGCCUUUUUGUUGUUGUUCAGAAUUGAAGACAGACUUUCACAAUGGAUUUUACUCUUGCGCAUCUUUGAUUUUAAAGAGUGACAUUUCAAAAAUAUUCUUAAAACUCCUAUGUGGCAUGGCAUCUCAAAGACAAUUGAUUUCAACCCAAUGAAAUCAAUUGGGCUAACGUAAAUCCUGUCAAUUUCAAGGGACACCUUCUAAGUGUAACUAAGCCUGGAUCCAAACCAGUUUAAUUCGAUCACCAGAAUGAGUCACUGAGAAUUACACCAUUUGAGUUUGAUAUUUUGGAAUAAAUCUUGAGAGCUUUUGAGACAAAGGCAAAGAUCCAAACAACUGUGCAAUCCAUUCUACAUGCCCAGUGGACCUUUGAAUUCAUGUUCAUUCCAACUGCCGCUUUGAUGCACACUCUCUGUUUCUGAAGUUCAGGAGAGCUUCAAAGUCCAAACAUGAAACAGACAGGGCUAUAUGGCAGCAGUUCGAGAAGAGCAGCAAAAAUUUCCACUAGGAUGGCCCUUUCCACAUUUCCUGAUUAGGCGCGGAGAUCAGUCUGAAUUCAGUGGAGCACCAUGACAUUUCCCUUUUCUAUUAAUGGAACGUUCUUGGUGGAGUUUAUGUGCUCUCAAUGAACCAAGCACUGGACAUGUACUGUGUACUUCAAUAUUUCCCUGUACCUUUGUGGAUUGAAAUGUCCAUUACGCCCACGGUUAGCUAAUGUUGUUCUCUGAAUUUGGCGCCAGCAGUGCAGGAUGAGGAUAAGGUCCUCUUAUCCUCUAAGAGAGGAUAAAAGGACCAAGGCAUGCAGACAAAGUGCAGUGUGAUCAAAAGGGGAUUUUGAUCAAAGGGAGCAUGAAACUCAACGACAUAGCUUCAGGGCUCGAAACCCAUUAUGCACUUACCUGUACUGUUCAGUAAGCUUUGUUUACUGGCUCGCUGGCAAACACACCUCUCUUUUUGGGAGCGUGGGGUGGGGCGGAGCAGAGUGGACUGUGCCAAGCCGGGAAGUAAUGCUUCAGUGUUAGAUAGCGGCUUUGUGUUCUUCCACCACGUGGACCACUCAGUAUGGUUAGAAAACAAGCAUUUGUCAGGAAAGUUGCUUGAUGCUGAUGAUACCAGAACUACCUCUUGAAGGCUUCCGUCUUCAGUAAUAAUGUUUUAUUAUUAUGUAUAACAUUUCUGUACUGCUGUCCAUUAAUAACAAGUUACCUGGGAAAGGUCAAAAAUAUCAUUACAGUGGUACCUCUGGUUACAAACAGGAUCCAUUCCGGAGCCCCGUUCGCAACAUGAAAAGAAUGCAACCCGCAGCGACGCAUCUGCGCAUGCACGGGUUGCGAUUUGCCACUUCUGCGCAUGCGCUUGACGUCAUUUUGUGCAUCCUUGAAUGCAUGAGCGGCGAAACCUGGAAGUAACCCUUUCCGGUACUUCCGGGUCGCCGUAGGACGUAACCUGAAAGAAAGUAACAUGAAGCGGACGUAACAUGAGGUAUGACUGUAUUGUCAUUACCGUUGUCAUCAUCAUCAUCAUCAGUGGUGUGUGGUCAAUGGACUACGGGGACUAGGCUAAUCCCCUAAAGAGUCCACUAGCCCUCCCAUCACCUCCCCAAAGCUCAACUGGCUUUGGGAAGGAUGUAGCAGGGCUUCAGCAUCCUGGAGGCCUUGCGCCUCCAUCCCAAAGCCUGGGAAGCUUCUUCCCAGCUUAGGGAGGGAGGUGCGAUGUUAGGAUAUUUCCGUUCCACCUUAAAAGGGAGCAGGCUUUGUGAGUCAGAGUCUGCGUAUUUCCUGUUCACAGGAUGUUUAUGUUUUCUGUUGCUUUCGUUUUCUCUCUGUGUCGCAGACACUAAAAGCAGGCAGUCAUGUUUUCUGUGUUCUGAUCAACGCUGAAUAAACUUGUAAAUAAUGCUCUCCUGAGUGCAACUUUUGGCUGUGCUAAUUGCUGAUAGAGUGUGCAUGAGCUCUGGAAUGUGUACAGGAUAUUUUCUAGAAACUCAUGUCGCUGCGUGCCUACGGGAGGUCGAUGGAUCGUCCGGCAGACGGCUUGGGGGCCAUGAUGGACUUUAUCUCCCUGGCAGUAUCCCAACACGAUGCUCAGACCCCCGACUCAAUCGUCCUUGCAAGCUGGCACUUCUGGUCCUAACUAUCCCCCUGCCAAAAAAUUCACUGCAUGCCAUGGAAUCAGACAUCAGCAUAGAAGUUAAAACUGAAGUGUAACAACUAAACUCAGAGGUAACAUCUUAAACAAGCAGUAGGGAACCUCGGGACAGGGAUGGACUAGUCCUCAGGAAUUUCCCACAGGCCACACCCCCUUGCUAGUCCUACUUGUUGUUGUAGUUUAGUCAUUUAGUCGUGUCCAACUCUUCGUGACCCCAUGGACCAGAGCACGCCAGGCACUCCUGUCUUCCACUGCCUCCCGCAGUUUGGUCAAACUCAUGCUGGUAGCUUCGAGAACACUGUCCAACCAUAUCGUCCUCUGUCGUCCCCUUCUCCUUGUGCCCUCAAUCUUUCCCAACAUCAGGGUCUUACAUCAGUCCUACUUAGUGCCCCCCUUUGGUGUUUUAACCAGCUGGUAUGUGAUAAUGCCCCUUGCUCAACUGAAUGGAGCUGUGUGCAUAGAGACUUUUUGUUGCUGAGAUGUAGCCUACAGUACAAAGACAAAAUUCCACUGACUUUUGCCUUUGGACCCGCCCACUUCUUGCUCUCUAACCAUCCCUACUUUUGCCUCUGGCUCCACCUACCACUGGCAUAGGUUUCUCCACCCUUGACACAGAAGAUGGAAAAGAGGACGGUAAGAAAAGGUACCUGAGGAAAGAAAGGAUGAAAAAAGAAAUGUGAAGGCCCCAGAUCGAACUCUAGCUAUGCACAAGCAGCCCCAAGUAACAACCACAUCCUCAUAAAUGGGAAUGUUCAUAUAUCUAUAUCUAUAUCUAUCUAUCUAUCUAUCUAUCUAUCUAUCUAUCAUCUAUCUAUCUAUCUAUCUAUCUAUCUAUCUAUCUAUCUAUCUGCAUCCAGCCAAUUCCUUCAAAGCAGGGUGAAGCUUGAGAUACAGGUACAAAUGAGCAUCUAUCCAGGUGUAUUAAUACAUCCUUGUUACCUUCCUGUGUGGAAGCCUGUUUCUGUGAGCAAUUCUGUUGCUUGACCGAGGUGGAAAUCUGUAUUGAUUUUUCUUUGUCUUUAUCAAUCUGUUCUGAUGAGUUCAUUUUGUAUUUUUGACUACCAUUUUUUUAUAUUUAAAAAAAACAGGUUUACUUAUGAAAUAGCCCCAGUAUUCAUUGUAAUGGAGGAGAUCAUACUUAGAAAAAUGCAAGAAAUUAUCGGAUGGGGGGAAAGUGAAGCAGAUGGCAUAUUUUCUCCCGGUAAGUAGAUCAGAUAUUAUUAUUCAUUCAAUGAGUCUUAUUCAAACCCUAGAACCGACAUGGAUCAUUUGCUGACAUUUUAAAAUGUGAACAUUAAUUUGAAGAUAGCCUGUGUAUAGAAAGAUGAAUAGAUACUGGCUCAAAAUCACUGUAAGAACAUGUUUCUUAAGGGGAGGGCAGAGAAGUCCGAGAAAGUGGUAUGGCUAGAUUAUCAAAUCAAAGCUGUAAAGAGAAAGACGUUUUUCUUUUGCUGUGAUCAGGUAUCACACUAAACUAUGACUUAGCUUCCUCCCAGCCUUGUUUGCUCUACUUCCCAUGCCCAAGAGGAGGACUUUGGAUGGAAGUACCCAUCCAAACAUUUAUGUAUGCCAGUACAGCUGCUCGGAUCUUAUUAGCCCCAAACUGGCAAGUGAGUGAGGUCCUUACAAAGGAGGAUUGGCAACUAAAAAUGAUAGAAUAUACAGAGCACUUCCUUCACAACAAAGAGCUUUUAUGCUCACAAGACUAAAUGCUUUCCCCUUCGCAGUGACCACAGGUAGAUACUCAUAAAUUCCUUAUCAAUCCUGCCUGUGUGCCUUCAGUCAGGUAGUACCAAACUCACUGGACCAUAUUCUUUUGGACUGCCCUUUGCACAGCAGACUCCGCAAACAGAUGCUGAGCAAGAUGUUGGACCUGGGACCCACAGCUCAGAGAAAAAGCCAAAUGAGGUUCCUCCUAGAGGAUAGGAAUUAAUAUCCAUCUUACCCGAAAGGGUUCUUAAUGAAUUAUCCCUCUAGGGGCAAACUUUUUUGGCAGGGGGCCAGUCCACUGUCCCUCAGACCUUGUGGGGGGCCGGACUAUAUUUUGAAGGGGGGGGGAAUGAAUAAAUUCCUAUGCCCCACAAAUAACCCAGAAAUGUAUUUUAAAUAAAAGGACACAUUCUACUCAUGUCAAAACACACUGAUUCCUGGACCAUUUGUGGGUCGGAUUUAGAAGGUGAUUGGGCCGGAUCCAGCCCCCGGGCCUUAGUUUGCCUACCCAUGUGUUAUGUUGUACUAUUUAUUCCCAAGGAGACUAAGCUAUUCAAGCAGAUGCUUUUCUUUCUUUAUCUUCCAGGGGGCAGCAUAUCAAACCUCUACAGUGUUCUAGUUGCCCGCUAUAAACGUUAUCCUGAGAUUAAAACUAAAGGCAUGGCAGCCAUUCCAGACAUCAUACUCUUUGUUUCUGAACAUGUAAGUAUGCACUUGCAAUAAAGUCAAUGCGAUGUUAUUUGCUUGUGAUAUGAUGCCUUUUAAUGAUAAUCCUGUAGAGACUUGUUAUCACUAUAUUUUAGUAAGGCUUUUUGUAAGACCAGUAAUAAACCUUUGUAAGCUUCUUUUUCUUGUUGUUUAAGCUGUGUGUGUGUGUGUGUGUGUGUGUGUGUGCACUGCUGCUAUGUUUGUCUUGCGAGAACCACCACCCUAAGUCAAAUCUCACCGAAAUCAAUCAGUUGCACCAAACAUUUUAUGCAUGCAUGCAAAAUGGGUGCAGCCAUACCUCGGGUUAAAUAUGCUUCAGGUUGAGUGCUUUUGGGUUGCGUUCCGUGGUGACCCAGAAGUAAUGGAACGUGUUACUUCCGGCUUUCACCGCUUGCACAUGCACAGACAGUCAAAAUGGCAUCACGUGCAUGCGUGCAUUCCGUUCGUAUCCAGAGGUACCACUGUACUCCAAAUUUGCCACCAAUUCAUGGUAAAUUGGGGGGGGGGCAUUUCAUUCCAGCCCUAGUUCAAACAUCUCUAUUCUUAUCCAUGGCCAAAAUCUGGGGGGGGGGGGGGAAAGGGGGGACAAACAACCUGGUUCUGCAAGUUUCAAGUAAAGAUUGUGUAUACUCUGUGAAGAUUUGCCUGAUUCCCACAUUGUGACCAAAAUAGCUCAAAUUUAUGCCUUGUUUCACUUGCAAAACCAGGUGGAAAGUUUUCAAAUAUCAGAUUUUAUCUUCACCCAUUGAUUUCAAUGGAGCUUAGUCAUAGCUCAUUGCUGGCCUUAACUGGACUGUGACCAUUGCCAACUUCAUAAAAUAAUGGUUGGUAACCAGAGAAAUCUCAAGGAUGCCUUAUGAGCUGGUGGCAGUACCUCCCUCUGUGGAACAAAACAGUAUUAGAGAUGAUAUAUGUUUUGGAAUGGUUACUCUGAAACCAGCAAACACAGGAAUGGGCAGUUUCACCGUGUAUGAUGUUCACUCUUCUCCUCAAAACAAUGAUUUAAGUAGUAUUUUAGUUGAAUUGUACUCCCCUAGAUGUCAACAGACGACGAGCGCUUAAAUCCCUGUCUUGUCUGUCUUUGUAUUUCUUUAACAUAGAAGCAAUCGUCAAGCAAUCUUUCAGCUCUAAUGUAUGUUGUGAGAUCUUUCCUCUAUUUAACCUUUUCAACCUUACUAUCUAAGAGCCAUUAUUCUGUAAAGAAAGCUGCAGCGGUUCUGGGGAUCGGAAUGGAUAAUGUUAUUGUCGUCAAGUGUGAUGAAAGGUAAGGCCUUCAGCUGCUUUUUGUGCAUGAUUUAUAUAUCCACUCAAGCAAUUUACUUGCAUUUGCAGAGAUGUGUGAACCUUUUAUUUCUUCAUAUUCUAGAUUCGCAUAUUAGGAACACUUCCCCCCAAAAACAAAUGUGUUGCUUUCACAAUGCAGAACUGAAUAAUGUUUUCUGUAUUUUAGGCAUAAUAUCUGAAAUAAUAUCUUAAUUGCACAUCAUUCAGCGAACUGCCUGUUUAGUCGCCAUAUUUCAAUAAGUAAAAACCAGGACACCCUGAAAGUUGCUGAGCUUUUUUUAGGAAACCACAAAAAUUGUUUCACCGUUGACAAACCCCAAGGUUGUUGAUUUUUCAAUUGACUUGCCUAAGAAAGUAUCGGCUUUUGAAAAUUACGAACCCCUGGACGUCAAUCGACUUUUGAAAUCCCGGUUUAGUUAUAGGCCCAGAGGUCUCUCUAAGCAAUUGGCUUCAUUCCGCAAUGGCUUGUGCAUCCAACAGUCAUGUUUUUCACAGGUCUGAUAAUAAUUUCUCAGACCUUCUGUCUCUUUUGGGCUACUUGGCUAAAAACCAUUUAAAGAUGGGAAGAUUAACAUCUUGUUUAGCACAAGAACUCCAUUUGGUGGCUGCCUCCCCCAAAUUCACUGGGCAUUGCAUCAUUUCAAAGCAUUCUGGGAAAAUACAAUGGUGACCACCUCAAAAAGUGGCAGACAUCAGGCGAUAGAGGCCCAAAUCAGCUCUGUCGCUACAGCAAAAACAACAGUUAAUGGUUUAUGUAAGGAAAAAACAAUGAAAAUAAAUGAACGGAAAUGAACGAAUUGUAGAAAAAUUCCAAAAUCCGUAUCAGGAGAAUACUUUUAGCAGGUCAAUCAAAAUGUCACAAAAUAACACAGGGGCUUUUCAGUUCUCCAGAACAGAAUGGACGAGACCAGGAAACACUGCUGGUAGUGAAGUUAUGGCGUCUGCAUUUGGGUCACAGCUCACAUCCACAGCAAACAUUUCAAGCACAUUUAAAGUUCAUGGCUUCCACACAGAGCUACAAUUCCUAGCAUUCUUUGGGGGAAGCUGUAUGCUUUAAUGUUUGGUGUGGGUGUGAUCACAGUCUCCAGAUGGAAUGUGAGAUAAAAUAGCAGACAUGAAAAGGAGGUUCUGUUAGGCGCCAUGCGGAUUUCAGGUGCCAGCCCAAAUUACAAAAUUGUGUGUGUGGUGAGGGGGGGGGGAUAUUGUACAGAGCCAAACAUCCUGUUCCUCUCUGAAGCAGUGCAUUGAGACUUGACAUCUUUCCGCAGGGCCUGCAAGACAGAGCUGUUCCACCAGGCCUUUGGCCAGGGCACAGCCUGACUCCCUCCUUUGGCAAUCCUCACAGAACUCUAGCCCAAUGGUUGCCAUCAAUUUGAUUUGAAUUAAUUUUAUAAUGAAAUGAUUUUAGAAUGUUGUAUUAUUUUAUUGUUGUUAGCCGCCCUGAGCACAGCUUCGGCUGGGGAGGGCAGGAUAUAAAUUAUUAUUAUUAUUAUUAUUAUUAUUAUUAUUAUUGGGGUUUCUUCCACUAUGCAGAACUUUAGCUUGCAGGGGGAAAUGGAUGGUGCCCUUAAUGGUUAUGCAUAUGGAAUGAUGCAUGAUGAGUCAUAUUUAGCAAGCACUGCUGCUGCUGCUUUGUUCUUAACAGGGGGAAGAUGAUUCCAUCUGAACUGGAGGAAAACAUUAUCCAAGUCAAAAAACAGGUUUGGCUUCCAUCACCUUCAUGUAACCUUUCAGGUCCUUGUACUAUAACUACUCUGCUGGAAUUUAAUUGUAUGUUUGUGAUAUCCCUAUUGAGCUAAAUUGGACUUUGGCAGGUUAUUUGGAACUAGUCAGAAGGGUCUCUAGCUCCCUCCCCCCAGACAAGUUAGCAGGUGGUUGAGGAUGACUUGGUGGCUGCUCCUCAUCUCCUCUUCCUCUUUGUCCUUUGCAAAGUGAAAGGGAUGAUGGUGAAGGAGGAGGACAGGGCUAGGGAGCUUAUGGUCCUCCAGGUGUUACUAGAAUCCAACUCCCAUCAGCCCCAGCCUGUUUAGCCAAUGGUCCUUCCCCUCAGGAGUAGGAGUCGCCACCUUUGGAGACCAAUAACAAAACCUGUCAUUGGUACCAGGCCUGGUGAUCCUUUUUAUGGUAUUAAAAAUAUGCCAUAUAAAGCAGUCUCAAGCAACCACUAGAGCAGCCUAUCUUAACCUGUGGGUCCUCAGAUGUUGUUGGACUACAACUCCCAUCACCCCUAGCUAGCAAGGCCAGAGCUCAGGGAUGAUGGGACUUGUAGCCCAACAACAUCUGGGGAUCCACAGGUUGAGAACCACUGGACUAGAGAGUCUCACUAGUGGAAGCCUGCGCACAAACUCCCACCAGUGCAACGGGGUUUCUCCUGCUGCUGUUGUCAUAGUAGCAAGUUGAAAUGCUUCCCAAUUUUUAAAAUAUUUUAAGUGUUGAAGAACGUAUGAGCUGGACAAAGAGAAAGGAAACCCAAGAGUUCUGAUCUGUAGGCUGACAAUCGAUGAUGAUGAUUGUGCACACGAGACAAAGAAGGAAAAAGGAAUAGAUUCUUCCACCUGUGAUUCAUCAAUUCAUUUUUCCAGAAUAUAGGUAAAAUGUCUUUGCGAUAUAUCACAUUGCCACUAUAUCCUACAGUGAUGCGUGCCAAGAAAAGGAAGGAAUCUUACCAUGCUCUGCAGCAAAGGAUUAUGAUGUUUUACAACAGUUGAGCUUUCUUUGGGCAGAGUUGUUGAACUUUGUAAGUUUUGACCUCCUGGGUAGUUGCCUCGGAAGGUAUAAAGACAAGGGAAUGUUUCUUACCAUCCUUUUUUAUUCAAUAAUUACACAGAGAGGCUAUAGAACCCAGCCUCUUGGAUCAUGACAUUGUCCUGAGGGAAGCUCCAUCCCCUUCUCUCCCACUUCCUCAUUCGUCGUCAUCAUCACCUCCUCUACGGGUGCCUCUAAGUUUCCUCUGUCUUUGAGCUUUUUGCCCUCCUACUUUUAAGGCUCGCUGGGUUCUGGGAGGUGGAGGGUCUGGAAUGCUUUCUAACGACAACAUGUCAGCCAGGUGUUGUUCUGACUCUCCCAUGAUUUCCCAGCUUUUCCCCUCAUCUGCCUCUGAGCUGCUUCCUCCCUCAAACCCCUGUUGUAAAUCUAUACUGUCUUCCCCUUCCUCCUCCCUGGAAGUGUCAGGAUGGGGAGACGGUCUCCACCAUUCCUCCUCUGCCCAGUCCCUGACAAUUAGUUUUCUUUAACAGUGGAAGCAGGUUUUCAGAUUAUACACAGCUCUUCUUCAGACUUUGAUUAUGAGAUCAAAAAAUGAACAUCCAAUAGACAAGAUAGAAACAACUGGGUAGUCAGGCUGAUGGUUACUUGGUUGCAGAAGUUUACUGGUCAUUGCUGUUGGCAUGGAGAUAGUCUAGGCUGAAUGCAAACAUGUCAUUUUGAUGUCAUGUGUGAUGUCAUAAAGAGGAUAUGCUUUAAGUCUUGGGAAAGCCAAAAGCAGUUAACAGUCAGACUGCAUCUCAGCCUUGUCAAGAUGGAUCUCCAUAAUAGGUGAUGAAUAAUUUUAUUGGGGGGAUAUCUUAACUUUUACUAUUGGGGAAAAGUUUUAGAUUGGUUUGCCAGUGUGUACCCCAUUAAGUUGAGACCAAUAGAUAGAUAUUCACAACCCUGUACCCAUCAAAUAAUCAACUUUAUGGGUGACUUUGGGACUGAUUCACACAACCACAUUUCCUUUCUCUAGUCUAUACCCCACAUCUCUCCCACUUCUUCAUUCAUCAACCUUAUCACCUCCUCUAUGGGUGCUGGUAAGGUCCUCUUUCUUCAAGCUCUUUGCUCUCCUACUUUUCAGGUUCGCUGGGUUCUGGGAGAUGGUGGGUCUGGAAUGCUUUCUAGUGUCAAUGUGUCAGCCAGCUGCUGCUCUGGCUCUCCCAUGAUUUCCCAACUUUCCCCCUCAUCUGCCUCUGAGCGGUGACCUCCCUCAAACCCCUGUUGUAAGUCUAUACUGUCUUCCUCUUCCUCCUCCCUGGAAGGGUCAAGAUGGGGAGGCCAUCUCCACUAUUCCUCCUCUGCCCAGUCCCUGACAGCUGUUGAGCCAAAUUGCAAAAAGGACAUUUCUGACAGCAGCGUUCCCCGUAUGUCCGGGAAAUUCUGGAUGUAUGGCAACCUAGGUUAUGACAAAGGACAAGUCCUUGUUGCAUGUGCACUAAUACAGCCUGCCAUCUUGAAUUUGUUUUCAGGGCAAAGUACCAUUGUAUGUAAGUGCCACAGCCGGGACAACUGUGUAUGGAGCUUUCGAUCCACUCGUUCACAUAGCUGACAUCUGCGAGAAGUAUAACCUCUGGAUGCAUGUGGAUGUAAGGUGGUUGUUGGCUAUCUGUUCCAUCUUGCUCCUGGAAGUUGAGUUUUGAGAUGUUAAAUGAUUGUAAAAUUAUUGAAAUGUAUAAAAUUGAAAAUCAUAUUUUUUUAAAAAAAAAAAUCUUCCAAGCAAAGAGAUCAGUAGUACAGUGGUACCUCAGGUUACAUAUGCUUCAGGUUACAUACGCUUCAGGUUACAUACUCCGCUAACCCAGAAAUAGUGCUUCAGGUUAAGAACUUUGCUUCAGGAGGAGAAAAGAAAUCGUGCUCCAGUGGCGCGGCAGCAGCAGGAGGCCCCAUUAGCUAAAGUGGUGCUUCAGGUUAAGAACAGUUUCAGGUUAAGUAUGGACCUCCAGAACGAAUUAAGUACUUAACCCAAGGUACCACUGUAUAGCUACUAAGUUCAGAAUGUCUAUAGGAUUGUCUGUAGAUUGGAUUCUUAUUCCAUUAUGAAAUGUACUUAAGAUGAAUUGAAGGCAAAAUUUAAAUAAACGGUGUUGGUGAACGGUGGCAUUCUCCCAGUAAGAUAAGCGUGUGUUUCGUUUCUGAUAGGCAGCAUGGGGAGGCGGCCUGCUUCUGUCAAGAAGGCAUUCCCACAAACUGAGCGGCAUUGAAAGGUAAUCACAUUAUAUUCUUUAAGGGUACGCUGCAGCAAGAUCAACGUAUUAGCCAGUCUUUUUACUUGCUUCAGACCUCUUGCUAAAGUGCAGACUAUAAGGCCUGUCACCAUAGUAAUAGUGACUCAUAGUAGGAGCGGAAGCAAGUUGUUGCACUGAGUUUGAGGGGGAAAGGAGAAUAAAUCUAGAGCAGUACCAAGUUUUAUAUUAUGGAAGACAGGGGUGAGGAGCCUCAGUCCUGGGGGCUGAAUGUGGCCCUCUCUGGCCCCCGAGAUCCUUCCAAGGCCACAGCCCUCCCUACGCCAUCUCCCCCGGACCAAUCUGGAGUGCUUGUGUCUGGCUACAAUGUGUCCUUGAAUACCACAGUCUUAAUCUGGAUGGUCCCUGGAAAAGAGCCUGACGUUGGGAAGGAUGGAGGGCACAAGGAGAAGGGGACAACACAGGACGAGAUGGUUGGACAGUGUUCUCGAAGCUACCAGCAUGAGUUUGACCAAAGUGCAGGAAGCAGUGGAAGACAGGAGUGCCUGGCGUGCUCUGGUCCAUGAGGUCAUGAAGAGUCGGACACGACUAAACGACUAAACAACAACAACAACAACAAAUCUGGAUGGAAGGAGUGUGCAUGUGUAUGUCUAGAAUCCUUUGACUUUGACAUGGCUGGAAUGUAGCCUCUUGUCAGGGAGCCGGCAAGGAGAGCAGGUCGUUCGCAGAUCAGAGAAAGAGAGUGAAACACUAGCUAACGUGCAGUUAGUUUCUUUAUUAAGAAAGCAGAACAAAGAGCACAUGGAGAUUUCUAAGGAUUGCUCCUGCCUAGAUGAAGCAGUUGCCCGGAUUGGCUUGUAACUCCCCCUCCACUCUCACUCCUUCUGUGUCAGGCCCCUUCCUCCAUCUACGGUGAGCCCCAAGGGACCCUCUUUGUGUCUGCUUAGCUCUGUGGUAUGCAGCAGACAUCUUGUUUUGGGAGUGGGGUUCAGGCUGUCAGAGAAGAGUCAGAGUAGCUCCGUGGCGGACCAGCCAAGUCUGAUUCCUGGUCCUGUCCUGUUUCCUCCUCUUCAUCAUUCUCCAAGCUCCCAGCCUCAAGCACUUCCCAGCUCUUCCCUUCCUCUGUAGUGUGGCUGGUUCCCCACCACCAGGUUCCAGGGUCCAAACCCUUUCCCUCUGCACUUUUCAUGGGUGGCUCUUGGCCAGGUGGCUUCCUCAUCCAGCCAGUCCCUGACACAUCUUCUACAAAGAGUUGCACCUGUUCCCCUGCCCACCUUUUGCCUCCCUUUGCCCCACUGCUAUGCACCCCCCCCAAAAGUUGGCUGAACAAGACCCCUCGUCCCCUGAUGUAAGAGACCUACAAGUUUAUUUGCACUCUGUUCCCUGUUGGCAUAAUUUCAUACAAAUUUUUUUUGCAGCAUCAAAUGCUGCGUCCCCAUUCUCUCGAAAGUCCUGCUGACUUUUCGUUUUGCUUCCCCCGCUUCCCGCUCCCCAUUCUCCUGUCAAGUUGCUUUGAUGAUAAACCUUGUGGAUCAAAGUUGCUGAUAUGAACAUCUCUAUAAAGUAUUAUUAAGUCGGUGACUUCAUCGCUAAUGCUUCCAACUAAUAUUUAUGUGUGCGUUUAUAUGCUUCAGAGUAUACGACCCAUUUCAAACCUGGCAUAUUCAUUAUCUUUUAAUUUUCUUCUUUACCUAGGGCUAAUUCUGUCACGUGGAAUCCUCACAAGCUGAUGGGAGUUCCGCUGCAGUGCUCUGCUUUCUUAGUCCGUGAGAAGGUAACACACCCCCCUUUCCUACCAUGGACAGAGCUCACUAUCUCAGGGCAGACACAGGAUCCCAGACCAGUUUUCAAAGUUCCACACAAGCAUGACUAGAUUUGCUGUCUGAUGCUGGGAUGUGACUCCUAUUGCACCUGGUGGGACUUGCUUUAGAGAAAACAUGCGUAUGACUGGGUUGUAAAGUGCAUUUAGUUGUCUGCAUCUGGAGAGCACUAGGCUGUGCUAGGCUAUAUAUCUGCAGGCGAUGUAAACAUAACAAUAUGUGACAUGCCAAGCUGAAUGCAGUCCAUCAGCUAUGUAGUGUAGCCUGCUAGAUGCUGGCUGUGUGCAGAGUCAAGGAUUUUGAAGUAUCCAGCAGGCCAUAAUAUGGGAGUGGACUGCAUUCAGCUUGGUGGGUCACAAGUUGUACCGAGACUGUUUGAGUUGAUCUCUUUGACACGAACACACUGGCUGGGGCAACUCAGCCAGAUGGGCGGGGUAUAAAUAUGAUGAUGAUGAUGAAUACUUGGGUUGUAUCCAGACUAACUCAGUCAUUCUUAUUUAAUAAUAUUUAUAUACUACUUGACUGUUAAAAAACCAUAAACCUCAAAGUAAGGCAUCCCCAACCUUCGGCCCUCCAGAUGUUUUGGACUAAUAAGCUAAAAAUAUAUAUUAAAACACAUGUAAACAUUCUGCACAUCUGGGGGAGGCAUGUCUGAAGCAGUUAUGGAAAGGAGUGCAGUGAAGACACCUGCUUGAUGUCAAUAGGGAGUUCCAGAUUGUGAGUGUGGAAGAUCAAUUUCUUACAAAUCCAGAGAGAGUAUUAUCUGCAUCUGCAACAGUGCCAGAUCCACAGACUGAGUGGGCAUAUAUGGGGAAAGGUGAUCUCACCUGUAGAGUCUCAUGCUAUAGCCCCACUGAAAUCAGUUGUAUCUAAGUUAAUUGUGACUAAGUUAUGCCAUUUAUUUCAAUGGGGCUAAAACAUGACCAUUGUCAUCAUGCCCAGCUUGUGGAUUUCCUUUAGCCAUCUGGCUGACAAUUGUGGAGAUCAGGAUGCCAGGCCAGAUGUGAUUAGAGAGAUCUGUUCCAGCAGAGUUCUUCUUUAUGUUCCCUGUACAUGUACAUAUCAUGUUCAGGCAAAUCUCUCGGAGCAGGUUCUACAAAAUCAUUAAAAUGUCAAUAAAUUAUGUUUACUUCCUGUCACUGAAUAGUUUCAAACGUGAAGGUGAUUUCAAAUGCAGCAUUAUCUUAACAGUUCUAUCCCUCCGCUAGGGUCUUCUCCAAGCCUGUAAUCAGCUCUGUGCCGGAUAUCUCUUCCAACCAGACAAACAGUAUGACACAGCUUACGACACUGGGGACAAGGCAAUCCAGUGUGGCCGGCAUGUUGACGUAUUCAAGCUGUGGCUAAUGUGGAGAGCUAAGGUAGGAAACAUCUUGCAGGGAUCAGACUCCCACGUGGGAAGAAGUCGCUGAGAUAUAUUGCAUAACAAUGACGUUCAUCAUGAAAAGAUGAAUCUGAAGCCAUGGAAGGGAGGGAGAGGAUGGGAUAGCAGGGGAACUGCAGGUAAAGUGAGGUUGACAAACCCACAAAACUCUUUUAUAUUGAUGCACCCAGGGCUUUUUUUCAGCUGGAACUCACUCAAACUCAGUUCUGGCACCUCUUAGGCAGGUACCAUUGUCAUUCUAAGAGAACAAGGGAGGUGUUCGUGGUGAGUUCUAGCAUCUCUUUUUGUAGAAAAAUAGCACCUGCUGAGGAACAUCUGCCACAGUGACGCAUUAGUUUCUGAGGGAUAUUCCAAAGGACAUGUUUUCUUCUGCUCCAGAGGGUAGAAACUGAAGCAGUGGAUUCAAAUUGCAAGAAAGGAGAAUCUGGCUAAACCUUAGGAAGUAACCAAACAAUUAAACCCCUGUGUUGCAAACAAAUAUCAGUAAUAUCCAAAGGCAACACAAUGACCAAGUACAACAACACAGUGUCAAUAUAAACUCUUUAUAUAAUCUAUACAGAACAUUGAACAAUAUGAAUAUAUGAAAUAUGCACUCUCUGCAAAAUCAAAUAAACAGAAAUCUUCUAAAUCUCUGAAAGUCACAAAAUAUACACUCUUGAUGGAUUCUCUUGAAAACAUAGAACCAAAUAAACAUAAGUCUUACAGGUCUCUGAAAGUCUUUGUGGGCUAUGCAAGUCUCUGAGAGAAGCAACCAUAUAGAGUGGUUACAUAAUUUUAUGACCACUGCUCCAUAGCAAUUGUUGUUAUACAAUUCCAUUCACCAUAUGGACGGGAUUAUGAAGCAUUUCAGUAUUCUUCUGCUGUGCUGAAGAAGAAUUCCAUGAAAUAGUGGGUAUAUCUGGAUUCACUGUUCACUACGUCUGUUUGCGGACAACUUUGGCAGCGUUGGACAUCAUACAACAAAGCUUUAUGGCUUGUUUUCACCAGAUAAGCAUCUGGCCCAUUGCUUCUCUCAGAGACACCCGCUGGAACACCAGGUCCUCAGAACGCCCGAUCUGAGGGGUUUUUUUUUGCGGGGAACCGCGACGCUCUUGAGGUCUCCCCAACUUCAAAGUGCUGGGGCUCUUUCAGCCGAACUGCCAUAACCGGGCGACCAACCGGAAGUCCUCAUUGCAAGUUUUUAAGCAGAGGUUGGAUGGCCAUCUGCCAGGGAGUCUUUAGUUGCAAUUCCUGCGCCAUAUGGGAUUGCACUAGAUAGCCAUUGGGACCCUUUCCAACUCUACAAUUCUAUGAUUCUGUGACCUCAUGCAGAGGCUUGGUCCAUCAAGCUCACUAAUGUCUACACUUGGCUGGAGGUGUCUCUCCAGGGUUUAAAGACAGCCCCACCUGAAGAUGCCAGAGAUGAACCUGGGACCUUCUGCAAGCAAAGCAGUUGCACUACCUUUGAGUUUCAGCUCUUCCCUGUAGGCAGCGUACAUAUUGUCUAAUUCAGAGAUGGGGAACCUGUAGUCCUCCAAAUGUACCUGGACUACAAUUCCUACAAUUCUUGACUAUUGGGCAUGCUGACUAGGGCCAAUGGGAGCUGGAGUCCAGCAACAUCUGAAGGGCUGCAGGUUUGUUGUGGAUUUCUGCUAUACCUGUAGAUUUACUGGCCUUUCCAUCCUUUAAAUAGUAUGACACAGUCUAGAUGCAAAGUGAACUCUCUCACUUUGUCUCUUUCCCUCCACUGAUAUCUUACAGGGCACGCGAGGAUUUGAAACGCUUAUCAACAGAUUUCUAGAACUUGCAGAAUACCUUUACAAGGAACUGAAGACAAGAAAGAACUAUGAGCUUGUGUUUGAUGCUGAGGUAAGUAUUGAACAAGGAGAGUACUACUGGAUUACGUAUUGAUCCUGGCAUCCUGCAUCAAAUUUAAUUAUUACUAAUAAACAAACAGACCAACACACAACCCAGUAGGAGUGACUGCCUCUAGCUUGUGGCAUGUGCUCCUUGAGCUACUUCUGUUUCCUGUUUUCCAGAGCCAUUUUGUUUACUAAGUUCCACUCAUCUGGCCAUGUACAUGACUCUGGGUAUGAGGCAAUUCCAUUCAAGUGAUUGUUUCAAAAAGUAUAUUUAAACUUUGUGCAUCAUGUUGGGUUUUUGGCAAAGUGGAGAAGUGAUGAUCAAUGUCUCUGUGCUAUCUGUCAAUCAAUCAAUCAAUCAAUCAAUCAAUCAAUCAAUCAAUGGAUUGGAAACCUGUGAUCCUCCAGAUGUUGGGCUACAACUGCCACUUUCCCUGACCAUUGAUCAUGCUGGAUGAGGCUGGUGGGUGUUGGAGUCUAAUAGGGUUGCCAUAUGUCCUCUUUUUCUAGGACACAUCCUCUUUUCCACGAUGAGAGUCAUCACAGAGAUCCAUAGUUAAAAGUAGAAGUCAGCAAAUGUGUCCUCUUUUUUGCUUUUCAAAAUAUGGCAACCCUAGCAGUCUAACAAUAUCCAGAGGGCCACAGAUUCCCCACUCCUGAUCUACAAAAAACAUAGUUUUUUUAAAAAAAAAUCACAAAAAAUGGUCUGAGUCAAUGUAAUCAAAUGUUGAGCUGUUUUCAUUUUUGAAAAGAAAAGGAAAAAAAUGGAUAUUUCCAGGCUAUGUGGAACUCAAUAGAAUUUCCAGUGAUCUAUGAAGUUGGAAUGCCUCACACGGCACACCUAUGAUAAGUAGAAGCCAAAUAAAUUAGGCAAAAUAAGUAAAUUAGAUGCAAAGCUUCUCGGGUGUUUUUUUUUUAAGGUCUAUGAGCCACACAUUGUUGCUUCAGCUGGUGUAGGAUUGUGACGAUCAAUAAAAUACUUAGAAUCAUAGAAUCAUAGAAUCAUAGAGUUGGAAGAGACCACAAGGGCCAUCGAGUCCAACCCCCUGCCAAGCAGGAAACACCAUCAGAGCACUCCUGAUAUAUGGUUGUCAAGCCUCUGCUUAAAGUCCUCCAAAGAAGGAGACUCCACCACACUCCUUGGCAGCAAAUUCCACUGUCGAACAGCUCUUACUGUCAGGAAGUUCUUCCUAAUGUUUAGGUGGAAUCUUCUUUCUUGUAGUUUGGAUCCAUUGCUCCGUGUCCGCUUCUCUGGAGCAGCAGAAAACAACCUUUCUCCCUCCUCUAUGUGACAUCCUUUUAUAUAUUUGAACAUGGCUAUCAUAUCACCCCGUAACCUCCUCUUCUCCAGGCUAAACAUGCCCAGCUCCCUUAGCCGUUCCUCAUAAGGCAUUGUUUCCAGGCCUUCCAGCAAGUUUUCUUCUGCAAUGUAUGCAGAUACUUGUACUGUGUAUAGAUAUGAACCACAGGUAACCUCACUGAUUUCCCUGAGCUAGUAAUGCAUAAAAUGCUUAAUAAAGAUGUGAGUAUCUGAAGGAGCUAUCAUCAGUUUUACGCAAUAUCCCAGAGAAGAAAAAAACCAGGCUAGGAAAUGAUGCUCAGUAAGAACCAAAGAGAUAUUAAAAGUAACAGAGAGGCUUUAUGAUUCUAGCUGGCCGGUGUAAAAUAUAUAAUGUAAAUAUAGAAGCAGAUGUGCUCUGCCACCAAAUAUGUGUGGUUCUUAUGGGAUGUUGCCGCAUGAGUUUCAUUUGUGCCCAGACGUGCUAUGCUGAAACCCUGUUUCCUCCCAUUUUGAUGUAAGCCUAGUCUUGGGGAAAGAGAUGCCUUUAAAGGUGAAAAUAAAUCAUAUAGAUGCACCAGUGUCCUAAGUGUGAUGACUGUAACUGGCCAAGAUUGGAUCCACAUUGACACCAGGAAUCAUUUAUGAAUCAACAUAUCACAGAAGCAGUUCAGUGAAAUCCGUCUGUCAAAUGAAAACUGUCCGUCCUUUCAGUAUAUUGGAUUGUGUCCAAUGGAGAUUUUGCACUAGCUUCUGCAAGUGCUUUCACAAGGACUGAUGGUUGCCAGUCCCUCCAGCCCAAUGAAUGUCGCCAACCCUCAAAAGCUUCUCCUGAGGUCUGAGGAGACAGUGCAAAACAGAGCAUCCAGGGCUGCAAUUGGAACAGGGCAAUGGUGAAAAUAUGGUCUCUUGCUUUGAGGCAAGUGGAAACACUUCCAACGGCACAAAGCCACCAUUGUUUGCAACCCAAUGUCUGAAAGUUAGUAUUCAAGUAUGGCAAAUUCAACACCGAAUUAGGGCUGCAGUGAAUUCAGCCUGUCGUAACCCACAACCCUUGCAGUUCGUAGAUGAAGACUCUGAUGUGGAUGAGGUUCAAGCCACUUCCUUGAUGGGAGAAACUUAUUCAAAGGAUGAAUCUCCUGUGUUAUCUCUGUCUCUCUAGCAGAAGUCAAGGACUAGAAGAUGAUAAGUUGGGGGCCUUUUUAUCCAGCCAGCCAGCUCCUCCAGGGAGGCAGAACUUUAUCACUGGUUAUCCUGUACAUAAAGCUUCAUUGAGCUUCAUUGGGUUCUAGCUCCCUGCAGAGGUGGCAUCUAUUGUAGCAGCCUUAGUAGGGCCUCUGGGAGCUGUCCAAGGUACCAUCUGCUUUCUUUGUCAAUAGAAACUACCAGUUUUCCCUGUGAGCUUUGAAUGUCAAAGCAUUUCAUGCUCGGACCCACAAAUUCAGCUGAAAUACAUGUCUUGGUUGAGUUUAUUCUUGGCUGAGAUUCAUGACUGAAUUUGGGUGAUCUUGGGCCAGUCACUCACUCUCAGCCUAAGCUACCUCUCAAGGUUGUGGUGAGGAUAAAAUAGAGAGAUCUACAUACUCCACAUUGAGCUCCUUGAAUGAAAGGUGGACAACAAAUAAAUGAAUACCUUGGUAUAAAUUAGAAUUCUGUCUUUUCAGACAUUGUACUGAGAGUGCUGACAGUUGUCAUUUGACAAACUGAUUUUAUCGAACUAUUUGUGUGACAUAUUUGCUAAUAAAUCUGGCUUCUCAAUAGUCAUCUCACCUGGGGUUUUGGUACAUUUAAAUGAUUUAUUUUCACUUUUUAAAGCCAGCUCUUUCCCAGAGACCAGGCUUAUAUCAUACUGGGAUAAAUUUAGAUUUCACAGUAACAUACAACUGAUUCUUGUAGGACUUUUUUUGAGGAAUGAUCGUUUUGCAGCUGCCAGCUAGAUUACGAAGCAUCUCCGGGACUUUUUAUAUAUUUGAAAUCUUACUAAACAUUGGCUUCCAUGUUAAUUUUGUGCAAGGAAAUUGUGAAAACCAAGAUUCUCAAAAAGAUUCUGGAAUCUUUUUGAAAUAUUUUAUAUAUUAAAAGCUCAGGGAGAACCAUUAGGCUUAGGUUUGCUUCACAUUCACACACAGUUAGCAUCUGUGAGUGAAUUGCACUAGAGAAAUUGCUGAAAAGGAAUUGCAAAAUUUAGAAUGUGAGUGAGUUUAAUAAAUGGAAACAUUUGUUGCAGAUAGACAUUGGCAUUUUGUAAUUUGUAUUUUAUUUUGUUUGUCUAAGCCUGAACUCACCAAUGUGUGUUUCUGGUACAUCCCACCCAGCCUUCGAAAGAUCCCAAAGGGACCAGAGAGAGAAAAAAUACUACAUCAGGUAAAAUUUCUCAUGCGAACCUUUUUGUCAGUCACGGAAAGUGCGUACAGAAAUAGGAACACCAAUGCUGUUGUUGUGAAGAUCUGUUGCAGACCCCAAUUUCUUUCAUCUACACACCAGAACUAAGGAUGGUCUGUGGCAGUUUUGCAUAUUUUUUAAAUCUAUAAUUCCAUUCUGUUGCAUUUCCAUGUCAAUCUGCAAUUUUAGGGAAAGCCUCUCAGGAAUACUAAGGCACAGUUCUCUUAAAACACAUAUUUAAAUGUGUUUUGGUGCAUUCUUCAACCCUGAAACUCUUGGAUGCUGAUUCCUAGAGACUGGUUCCCUCCUGCUGCUGCCCAUGGCUUAGUCCUGAGAGUGUCCUAGCUCUUGUGUUUAUUACAUCUUUGGAAGUUUUAGCCAAUCAUGCUACAGCACCAGUGACUAGAUAGCCUUUUAAAAGGGCUGUUCAUAAUUGUCUCAUAAUGUAAGCCCUUUCUUUGCAUUUGUUUCCAAUACUUGUAUUUAUUUUAUUUAGAGAAAUUUAUAAACUGCUGAAUCAAAUAGUUCUCUUAAGAGUCAUGUGUAGUAAAAUUGUACUAAAACACAGCAAAAACCCACAUAUACAUAAAAAUAGCUACUGUUUAAAGCAUUGAGAAACCAGUAAAAAUUUGGAAACAAAAAUAGUUCAGUAGAUUACAUGUGGGUGUAAGUUUGCUGAAAAAAAUGUUUGGCUGUCAUCUAAAACUAAUAAUAAUAAUAAUAAUAAUAAUAUGUUUAUAACCCACCCAUCUGGGUGGGUUCCCCCAGCCACUCUGGGUGGCUCCUAAUCGAAUAUUAAAAACACAAUACAGCUUACAAUACAUUAAAAACUUCCCUGAACAGGGCUGCCUUCAGAUGUCUUUUAAAAGUAGGAUAGUUGUUUAUUUCCUCUGCCUGGUUCCCUGUAACCUCACUUCUCGCAGUGAGGGAACAGCUAGAAGGCCCUCGGCGCUGGAUUUCAGUGUCCUGGCUGAACGAUGGUGGUGGAGACGCUCUUUCAGGUAUACUGAAUUUAGAGGGGAUGCCUGCCAAAUAUUAAAAGCACCUGAUAAAGCUCUUCUUCUGGAUGAGCCAGUGUGGUGUAGUGGUUAAGAGCGGUAGACUCGUAAUCUGGUGAACCAGGUUCGUGUCUCCACUCCUCCACAUGCAGCUGCUGGGUGACCUUGGGCUAGUCACACUUCUCUGAAGUCUCUCAGCCCCACUCACCUCACAGAGUAUUUGUUGUGGGGGAGGAAGGGAAAGGAGAAUGUUAGCCGCUUUGAGACUCCUUUGGGUAAUGAUAAAGUGGGAUAUCAAAUCCAAACUCUUCUUCUUCUUCUUUCACAUGUCCAAUGAGUUCCAUCCUUUCUUUAAAACCAAACAUUACAGUAUCAUAUCUACUCUGCUACAGAUCCAGACUAUUGCUACUGCCUAUUCAUGGAACUAGUCCCUAAAUUAUUCCAGAACAUAAUUGCAAUUUUUUACAUGUAUCCAUGUCUAGGUUGCUCCAAAGAUAAAAGCGAGGAUGAUAGAAGAAGGUACUACAAUGGUUAGUUAUCAGCCUCACGGGAACCAUGUGAAUUUUUUCAGAAUGGUCUUCUCUAACCCAGCAACCAAGAAACCAGAUGUUGAUUUUCUCUUGGAAGAAAUUGAAAGGCUUGGGAAGGAUUUGUAA